Carassius auratus (goldfish) is the source of this 4431-nucleotide messenger RNA. RefSeq names its product SH3 and PX domain-containing protein 2B-like. Gene Ontology annotation, cellular component: cytoplasm. Bases 215 to 2914 code for a protein of 899 amino acids. The transcript has 15 exons. Gene Ontology annotation, molecular function: phosphatidylinositol binding; protein binding; superoxide-generating NADPH oxidase activator activity. The record is from RefSeq and is a predicted model, not a curated record. NCBI's taxonomy places the organism in Eukaryota, Metazoa, Chordata, Actinopteri, Cypriniformes, Cyprinidae. Gene Ontology annotation, biological process: superoxide anion generation.
UGCGUUGGGUUUUAAUUAAAUUAGAGUCGGUGAGCUGGGAUAGGCUGGGAGUUCUCUCGGUCCAGACUGCAGGAAAUCAGACGUGGACUAUAAACCCGCAGAGACGGACAGACAAACACGCGAAUGAGCAGAAGUCGAUGCGGAAAACGUGAUCAGAUUUUGUGCCGUGGGACUGAACGCUACACUGUAUCUAAAAGUCUGAGAUUGUUGCAACAUGCCACGGCGGACCGUACAAGAAGUAACUGUUCAAGACGUGCAAAAGAGAAGAAACCCCAACAAACACUAUGUUUACAUUAUCAAAGUGGCUUGGUCUGAUGGCAGCACUGAGAUCAUUUUCAGGCGCUACAGUAAAUUUUUCGACCUUCAGAUGGAGCUUCUGGAUAAAUUCCCUGUGGAAGGUGGACAGAAGGAUCCAAAACGCAGAAUCAUUCCCUUUUUACCAGGAAAGAUUCUCUUCAGAAGAAGCCACAUCAGAGACGUGGCCAUGAAACGCCUGAAGCCCAUAAACGAGUACUGUAGGGCCCUGAUCCAGCUGCCAGUGUAUAUCUCCCAAUGUGAGGAGGUUCGCUUGUUCUUUGAGACGCGUCCUGAAGACCUGAACCCACCCAAAGAGGAACCCAGUGGAAAAAAGAAAUCAGGCAUUGUGGAGCGAGCGACUUCUUUCCGAAAGAGAGGAGGAGACUCGUCGUCAGCAGACGCGCUGCUGCUGGAGCAGUACGUGGCCGUCACCGACUACGAGAAGCAGGAGAGCUCUGAGAUCAGUCUGUACGUGGGGCAGGUGGUGGAGGUGAUCGAGAAGAACGAGUCUGGGUGGUGGUUUGUCAGCACUGAGGACGCUCAGGGAUGGGUACCAGCCACAUGUCUGGAAGUUCAGGAUGACCCGGAUGAUUUCUCUCUCCCGGCUGAAGAAGGAGUGUGCCGGAGGUUCUGGUCACUGCCGAGGCACGUUGGUCGCCGGCGUACUUUAGGGGAUCUGUUCAGCACAGGCUUUGGCCAAGAGGAAAAGUACACUGCAAUCUAUCCAUACUCUGCACGCGAUCAAGAUGAAAUCGAUUUGGAGAGAGGCAUGACUGUUGAGGUCAUUCAAAAAAACUUAGAAGGCUGGUGGAAGAUCAGAUGCCAAGGAAAAGAGGGCUGGGCCCCGGCGUCCUACCUGAAGAAGGCUGAUAUCCUCAGUCAGAAGAUGGCUGUGGGCGCUCCAGGUCAUGCCAGCACUAAUGACCUAGAUGUGGCUUCUAAACAGCAGAAUGCUAACAAGGAGAACCAGCGCGACCGAUUUUCACCAUUUUCAGAAAGCAAGUGCAAAGCAGGAGCACGACAGAGACCUCCACCACGCCGGGAUCUUUCAAUACCACGAGGAGUGAAUCUGCCUAAACCUCCAGUGCCCCCACAAGUAGAGGAGGAGUAUUACACCAUAGCUGACUUUCAGACGACCAUCCCAGAUGGUAUUAGCUUCCAGGCAGGAGUGAAAGUUGAAGUCAUUGAGAAGAACUCUAGUGGCUGGUGGUACAUUCAGAUCGAUGAUAAAGAAGGCUGGGCUCCAGUCACAUUCAUUGAUAAAUACAAGAAAACCAGCAAUGCUUCUAGGCCUAACUUUUUGGCCCCGGUUCCUGGUGAGAUGGGUCAACUGAAGCUUGAUGAUCCCUCAAGCAAUAAUACCAACUCUGAGAACAGUUGGUCCAAACCUCUACCAGAUGAACCUUCAUCAAAGUCUGACUUCUCCACCCGUUCCAAGCUGAGAGAAUGGAAGCCCAAUGCAGUUAAAGGCAGCUCCCAUUUUUCAGGGCCCUUACCUCCUCCUCCAUCCUCACCCACGGCUGAAGAGAAGCCAGCUUUACCGCCAAGGAGAGAAUCUAUCAACAAGAGCCUGGAUUUGGAGGACAAACCCAAACCAGACCUUCCUAAACCUCUCCCACCCAAACCACCAGUCCCAGGAGUCAUUGUCCCAUUGGUGACUCCAAAAGCAGCUCCUCUUAAGCCAGACAAACCCCCAGAGAUAAAGGAGGAGAAGAACAAGCAGCUCUACCUGCGCAAUGAGAUGGGCUUGGAGUGUGGCCACAACAUCUCAGUCAAGGAGGUGAAAAAGUUCAACCUUAAGCCUGUGGCCAAGCAGCCUCCCAAACCCAAAGCGGAUUCGCAAGAAGACAAGCCGUAUCCCGCCAACCCAGCCCCGUUCCUCAAGCCAAAACCAGUGGUUAGACCAAAGCCCCCACCUGCAGCCAAACCAGAGCCAGUGGCCAAGAAUGAGCUGGACAUCACAAACCUUCGGAGUAAGCUUCGUCCAUCUAAACCUCCAGAGUUCGGCAGCAACUCAACUGAUCCCAACCAGCAGAGUGAUCCUCCCCCGAAUAAUGGCAGAACAAACGAAGAGUCAAAGUUCCCCAACAAACUACAAAACGGUCAUGAUUCAUCAGAAACUACUAGACCACCACCAACAACAGCCCCCAAAGAUCCUCCCCAGAGGCCUUCCGUGCUACCUAGAAGACCUCCUCCACCAAAGAAGAUCUCUGAGCUGGCCGGUCCUACAGACAACAGAGCUCCCCAAAAAGACUUGCCGGAGGCCAAGCCAGCCAUCCCUCCUCAAAUCAGACCCCCACCACCCAAAACAAAACCAAAGGAGAAGGAGGAACCCAAGGCAAAAGUACCUGUGCCACCAAAGCCCCACAUUAAGACAGAAAAACCUGCGCCUCCAAGAGACAAACUCCCACCUCUUAUCAAAGAUCCGGCCAAGGAGGAGCUGUACUUAGCCGUGGCGGACUUUGAAGGAGACGAGCAGACAUCUGGCUUUAAAGAGGGCACAGUUUUCGAAGUUCUGGAGAAAAGCAGCAGUGGCUGGUGGUUUUGUAAAAACGUGAGCGAUGGGCCAGUGAUGGAGGGCUGGUUCCCUUCCAAUUACCUGACCAAGAAACCUUAGGUACUCUUGACAUGGCUGCCUAAAGAAAUCUUAUUUAAUUAACAUCCUUUAUUUAUGGAUACCUUUUUUUUAAAUGACAUUCCAUCCUUUGCAAGUUCAAACAGGCCAUAAUAAUUUGUUUGCUUGCUUUUUUGUAACUCUUUUCCCUUUUGGGGAAAAACCAUGUGUGCUUUCAUAUGUUAGCACUGAACAUCAAGGCUCUUGCCUUGAUUCUUAUAUUAAUCAAACAUUAUAUGUAUCGCUAAAGGUUUAAGUGACUAGCAAUAUAUAAAUGACUUUUCGCAGCCUUCAUGAUAUUGUGCCUCAAAAUAUGCAAAGUGCUUUUGCCGUAGAUUAUGCAAAACGUGACGUCUGAGCAGUGUCUAUCAGCAGAUUCGAAAUUCAAUAUUACGCAUACUAUGAAUCCGUAUAAGUAGCAGGCUUGAGCUUACAUGGCAUAGCCUGGAGUACUUGUUAAACUAGCUUCAUUUCAUUUCGAAGCUUUUAGUUUACAAAAAUUAGUCUGCUUUUUUGUUCUAACACUAAAAAUACUUUACGAAUCAUGUUGCUUAUUUAUCUACUUUGAUUUUUGUUUCAGUCUGCACUUUUUUUAUAGACUUUGCGUAGAAGUCUACACUGCAGAACCGAUGAGUAAAGGGAAGGUGCAAAACAAGGAGAAACGGGAAACAAACACAUGGCCUUAAGGUUUACAGAACAGUGGCAUCCAUUUCUAGUUUAAUUUUCACAGUUGAUUUGUCACAUGAAUGUUCUAGUAAACAUUGAUUUUAAAAAGCAGCCCCUUUUGCAGUACCAAUCAUACAUUAGUGAAUAACAGAAUACCUCAGCCAUGAUAUCGUUAUUAUUUUAUAUGUCAGUAUUGCCCUAACAAAGCAUUUUCAUAUCACUGACAAAGGUGCUUAGAUAUUUUACAGUCAUUGUCAGAUGUUUUAACAUUCAUGCUCGACUGGUUUCAAGCAUACAUUUGAUAAACAUGUUUAUUUUUAACACUACAUUUGAAAAUGUGGUUUAUGUUACUGAAAUAUUUCUUGUCUUUUUUGACUAUUUUGUUUUCCAUUCAUUUAUCCGAAAAAGUGUUAAAUAGGUGCCCAGUCUGACCCGACAAUACCAGGAGCACUGCUCAUUUUGCUCUAUGGUCAUCAGCUCCUAGUUGCUAUGAAAUGCAUUCAUACUCCAAUCAACUCGAUCUAUUAAAUAAUGUACAACAAAUGAAAGUGCCUGAGUUUGGCAAGGAUAAUGGAAGGUGUUUGUGAAGUUGAGAAAUUAUUGCAAGAAAAUGAGUAUGAGGAAAAAAGUAUAAUAUGAAGGAUAACAGAGAGAAGAGGGUAAAUAUUCAACAGAAUAUGUUGAAACUCAAACCAGAUAAUAAAAAAAAGAAAGAAACAAAGGCAAGAUGACAUGGGUAACCUGUUUGUUUGUAUUUUUUAAGCAUUUCUGUGAUGUUUUGUCCUUUAGUAUUUCAAGUUUGAUUUUUAACUUUGUCUUAAUGUAAAUCAAAUAAACAUUUCAAAUAGUCAAAA